This is a messenger RNA of Rosa chinensis, 1011 nucleotides long. RefSeq names its product membrane protein PM19L. NCBI's taxonomy places the organism in Eukaryota, Viridiplantae, Streptophyta, Magnoliopsida, Rosales, Rosaceae. The transcript has 3 exons. The record is from RefSeq and is a predicted model, not a curated record. Bases 197 to 739 code for a protein of 180 amino acids.
CUAACACCAUUCACUUUCACCUCAGCUGGCUACCUCUUCUAUAUAGAUCCUCAUCACCAACCUCCUAAAUAGCUCAUACCAGAAGAUCAUUCAAGUUCAAACACACAGUCAUCGUUGUUGCUAAAGCAUUUGUACGAAAAAAAAGGAAGGGUUUCACUGUUUCGAUUGGUUUGUGAACUUGUCAAAGGAAGAAGAUAUGGCUCAGACGGUGGGAAGGAACGUAGCAGCUCCAUUGCUGUUUAUCAACUUGAUCAUGUACUUGAUCGUAGUGGGAUUUGCUAGUUGGUGCCUUAACAAGUUCAUCAAUGGCCAGACCAACCACCCAAGUUUUGGAGGAAAUGGUGCAACAAUGUUCUUUCUGAUCUUCUCCAUAUUGGCUGGUGUGAUGGGAAUAGCGUCUAAGUUGGCUGGAGCAGGUCAUCUCAGAGCUUGGAGGAGUGACAGUCUAGCUGCAGCCGGAGUUUCAUCAAUUGUGGCUUGGGCUCUCACUGCACUAGCCUUUGGAUUGGCAUGCAAGCAAAUCAGCAUUGGAGGACACAGGGGAUGGAGGCUGAGGGUUUUGGAGGCUUUUAUAAUAAUCUUGACAUUCACCCAGCUUUUGUAUCUCUUGCUACUUCAUGCUGGUAUCUUCAGCAGCAAGUAUGGUCCGGGUUACCGCGACACCGACUACCCUGCUGCUCCCGGUGUCGAUCCAAUCCCCAAGGGCGGAACUGGAGUCCCUGCUUCUAGGGUGGUCUAAGAAUGCCAUUGCAGUAGGGUCUCGUCCCACAUUAGAUGGAACAACUAUCUUUUAUCGUCUCCCUUUCUUUUCUGGGAGGGGGUUGUAUUUCAUAAUUUGAUGUGGAAUUUCAAGUUUUACUUUGUGGUGUAUAUUUAAUGUAGUUAGUAACCCAGGGGGUGCGUUGGGCAUGUUGUACCAUGUGUGUGAAUUUGGUUUCAGCAGUAUGUGUCCAUCAGUUGUACAAUGUAUGUUCUUCAUUCCGAUUUAAUGCACCGUAGCAUCUUAUGUCA